This is a messenger RNA of Populus nigra (black poplar), 2172 nucleotides long. RefSeq names its product cell division protein FtsZ homolog 2-2, chloroplastic-like. Lineage: Eukaryota; Viridiplantae; Streptophyta; Magnoliopsida; Malpighiales; Salicaceae. The transcript has 7 exons. The coding region runs from base 283 to 1557 and encodes 424 amino acids. The record is from RefSeq and is a predicted model, not a curated record. Gene Ontology annotation, cellular component: cytoplasm; chloroplast. Gene Ontology annotation, molecular function: GTPase activity; GTP binding. Gene Ontology annotation, biological process: chloroplast fission.
ACCCUCUCUGCCAAAUCUUUUCAGUUACCGACAAGACAAAAACCUCAACAACACAAGAGCCACGCUCUCCACUCUUCUAUUCAAGUACUAAAAUCAUCUUCGGCUCAUUAUCAUCCCAGUCGCAUAAUAAAACCAUAGUCAUACCUAAAUUGUCAGCAUUUGCAGGUUAAGGAAGAACGGAAGGGAGCAGAACAGUUCGAUUUGGGCAGCUUGGGCUCAAAAGUUCUAAGCUUCUCGACUACUGAAUCAUAAUUUAAAGAAUUUUGUUCUUGCCCUUCUAGUAUGGCGACUUGUGUAUCUCCACCUUUCACGCCAUCUGGUACUCAAAUUUCAGUGGGACGAAGGAUUUCAACAGAAAACCGAAUUGGUAAAACAGUUACCUUCAAAAGGUUUGACAAGAAGAAUGGUUCAUGUGGUGCAUAUGAAAGGAAUGUCUUCAGUAUCCCACAAAUUAGGUGUUCGGUUAACUCUCACAAUAUCAGCCCAAAUCAUAGCAAAGACUCUUUCCUGGAUUUGCACCCCGAGGUUUCAAUGCUCAGAAGUGAUGCAAAUGACACAUACUCUUGUCUGAGAAAGGAGACAUCUGGAGUAAAUGUCACUGAGAGCUCAGGGGAUUCCUCCUUUAUGAGCAACUACAAUGAAGCCAAGAUCAAGGUUAUUGGUGUCGGGGGUGGUGGGUCUAACGCUGUUAAUAGAAUGAUUGAGAGUUCCCUGACCGGGGUGGAUUUUUGGAUAGUGAACACAGAUAUUCAGGCAAUGAAGAUGUCACCAGUGCUCCCAGAGAACCGUUUGCAAGUUGGCAAAGAGCUAACUAGAGGUCUGGGUGCUGGUGGAAACCCAGAUGUAGGGAUGAAUGCUGCCAAUGAAAGUAAAGCAGCGAUAGAGGAGGCACUUUAUGGUGCAGACAUGGUCUUCAUAACAGCUGGGAUGGGUGGAGGAACCGGCACUGGUGGGGCUCCAGUGAUUGCUAGUGUUGCAAAGUCCAUGGGAAUAUUGACUGUUGGUAUUGUGACAACACCAUUCUCCUUUGAGGGCCGAAGACGUGCUGUUCAAGCUCAGGAGGGAAUUGCUGCUCUGAGAAACAAUGUUGACACAUUAAUUGUUAUUCCUAAUGACAAGUUACUGACUGCUGUUUCUCUAUCAACCCCAGUGACAGAGGCAUUUAACUUGGCUGAUGAUAUACUUCGGCAAGGUGUUCGUGGCAUCUCUGACAUCAUUAUGGUGCCAGGUCUGGUGAAUGUAGAUUUUGCUGAUGUUCGAGCUAUUAUGAAAGAUGCAGGUUCUUCUCUUUUGGGAAUAGGAACUGCAACCGCAGGGAAGGCAAGGGCAAGAGACGCUGCAUUGAACGCCAUCCAAUCACCUUUGUUGGAUAUUGGCAUUGAACGAGCUACUGGGAUUGUGUGGAAUAUAACUGGUGGAACCGAUUUAACUUUGUUUGAGGUGAAUGCUGCUGCAGAGGUUAUCUAUGACCUCGUGGAUCCAACUGCAAACCUAAUAUUUGGAGCGGUGAUAGAUCCAUCACUAACUGGUCAAGUGAAUUUACCAAUCAAUUUAUGAAGCAUAACGCAGGGGAUUUCAAACAAUAAAGGACCGAGGAAACCCAACAUAUGCGGCUUCUAAUUUCUCAGGAAUGUCAAUUAUAUAAUCUUUCUAAAGUUAUUAUAUUCCUUUUGUUUUCCCUUUUGAACUUCUAGUUUUAAUCUUAUUGCAUGAAUGAUUAAAUUUCCUUCAAGUUAGUGAUAUUAAUGAACUUUUGGGUUACUGGAGAACCAUAGUGUAGCAAUUCCUGUUCCCUUCGUAUGUCAGAUGAUAUAAUGCUUUUGCUUUAAGUUAAACAUUGACAAUCAGUAAACAAUAAAUUCAAGUCGAGUUGUUAAAAUGGUAAUUAACAAACACAGCAUCUGACAUCACUAAUUUAGCAUGUGAUCUUUCUUCUGUUCCAAGACUCUGGAAGCUGAAGUUCUAUGAUGUUUAGUUUGGAUACGCAAGGUUAUUACAAGUAUCGUUCCUUGCCGCAUGAGCUUUAAGUUUGAUCACUUGAUAAUACCAUAUCUUUCUCUUAAUAUAGUUAUUGUACUUUAAUUGCUCAAAGAUGUGUCUUUCUAUCAUCAUUUAGGUUAGCAUAACCCUGAUUGCCACUGGAUUCAAUCGCCGCAACGAAGGUGAAGGAAA